This is a messenger RNA of Coffea eugenioides, 1388 nucleotides long. RefSeq names its product S-type anion channel SLAH1-like. The record is from RefSeq and is a predicted model, not a curated record. Bases 19 to 1146 code for a protein of 375 amino acids. Gene Ontology annotation, biological process: transmembrane transport; intracellular monoatomic ion homeostasis. Gene Ontology annotation, molecular function: voltage-gated monoatomic anion channel activity. Lineage: Eukaryota; Viridiplantae; Streptophyta; Magnoliopsida; Gentianales; Rubiaceae. The transcript has 2 exons. Gene Ontology annotation, cellular component: membrane.
CUCAUACAAACCGUCCUAAUGGCAGGCCAAAAAUCUCAAUCUGAGACCGAACAUGUGAUGGAUGGAGCCACCAUCUCUCCAAGUGCAAUGACGCAGAGUUUUAACCUCUCAGCCGCCAUUGUUUCAAAAUCACUGAUAUUACUACUAACCAGAUUCCAUGCUGGCUACUUCAGAAUAAGCCUCUCUUUAGGUGGUCAGGCCUUGCUAUGGAAGACCCUUCUUCAACCAGCCAAUCAUGUUAUCUUGACGACUAUACCAAUCAUAGUGUGGUUAUUUGCCUUGUUCAUCCUAGUUUUAUUCUCCAUCCUAUAUAUCCUACGGUGUGUAUACCGAUUUAACAUGGUCAAGGCAGAAUUCUUGCACCAUAUUGGAGUAAAUUAUCUCUUUGCUCCAUGGAUAUCAUGGCUACUCUUACUUCAAUCUUCUCCUUUUGUAGCUCCCAAGAAUGUCUCCUACCUUAUCCUUUGGUGGAUUUUUGCAGUUCCAGUCUUUGUGCUGGACGUCAAAAUAUACGGCCAAUGGUUUACCAAAGGAAAGAGGUAUUUGACGGCGGUAGCAAAUCCGACGAGCCAAAUAUCGGUCAUAGGGAACUUGGUUGGGGCAAGAGCUGCAGCUCAAAUGGGAUGGCAAGAAAUUGCAGUCUGCUUGUUUUCACUGGGGAUGGUUCAUUAUUUAGUGCUAUUUGUAACGCUUUAUCAGAGAUUCCCGGGGUGCGAUCGGCUGCCGGCAAUGUUACGGCCCGUUUUCUUCUUGUUCUUUGCAGCACCAAGCAUGGCAAGCUUGGCUUGGGACACCAUAUCUGGAAGCUUCGAUAUUGCGUCCAAGAUGCUAUUCUUUCUGUCACUCUUCCUGUUCAUAUCACUGAUUUGCAGACCCUUCCUUUUCAAGAAAUCCAUGAGAAGAUACCACGUCGCAUGGUGGGCUUACUCUUUUCCGGUAACUUCUCUAGCGUUAGCUUCAGCAGAAUACGCUCAAGAGGUGGAAGGCGGUGUAACACAUGCGAUCAUGCUCAUUCUAUCAGGGCUAUCUGUUCUGGUGAUCCUGAGUCUUUUGGUCUUCACUGCUCUAAAUACCAAAAUGCUUCUGCCGGACGAUGAUCCCAUUCUCCCCACUAGCCUCCCAGAUCAUCCCUUAUCCACUGCAUGAUGCCAGUUUUCUGAAAAUUAUUGUCAUUUUUGUGCUGUAUCAUAUCGUCCUCACCAGCGGUCCCGGUCGAUUCUGCACAGUGGCAACAAGUUGCUUGCUAUGACUAGCACAUAUUGCACUCUGGCAAAUGAAGACAGCCCAAAGUUUAAUUCAUGGUCUGGUUGGCUCCUCUAUCCUUCACUGUAAAAGAUCAGGAGUUUGAAAUUCUGCAUACCUAUAAAAAUUUCUUUAUAUCUCUUUUU